Messenger RNA from Phodopus roborovskii (desert hamster), 1889 nucleotides. RefSeq names its product glutamate rich 6 (gene Erich6). The record is from RefSeq and is a predicted model, not a curated record. The coding region runs from base 80 to 1885 and encodes 601 amino acids. Lineage: Eukaryota; Metazoa; Chordata; Mammalia; Rodentia; Cricetidae. The transcript is spliced from 14 exons.
GGAGGAAGUGGAGAGUUCGCAGCAGGGCAUUCCCGACCAGUUCCCUGAAUUGUUGGAAGAUGAAGACCUUUGGAAGGUCAUGAACUUCACUGAACGCUUUUACUACGACGACGACGAAAACUUGGAAUUUCGUCCCCGCCUAACUAGCGUGGUCACCCCCAGUCUGAGCGCCACGGCCCCGCACAGCCAGCCUUCCAGCCUCUCGUGGAGCCUGGAGGAGCUGCAGCCACUGCAGCAGCAGCCCAGCGAGGGCACUUCUGCUUCCAGCAGCGCCUCAACACAUAAAACUUAUCCUAAAAUAUUUCAAACAUUUAAGAAAGACUUGUCUGAAGUGACUGUAGAUAGAAAUAUGUACCCAAGUUUGUAUCAAAAAGUUCAGACAUCAGUACAAACAGAAGAAAGUUGGCUUCAACAAAUUUCUGCUAUGGAGCCAAAAAAAGUACCACCCAUUGAAACAAAGGAGGCACAACCAGAGACUCCAGCUUCUAAGUUAAGAGGAAAGUGGGUAAUUAAUCCCGAAGAGCCCAAACUAAGUAUUUUGUGUGAGAUGGAGUUUAAUGAAGAAUUUAUAAAAUUGUUUGAAUCUCCUCUAAGAACAUUAUCCAGCAUUGGGCCACCACCCAUUCUGUCAUACAGAAAAAAUCUUCCUUAUCUAGACAUUAAAUUCAAGGACGAAGAAGAUCUAGUACCCAAGUGUGAAUUUUGUGGAAGUGAUCUACAAUCAUUCCUUUCUGAUGUGGACAGUUGUUCUGACAUCACUCACAUCGAACAUAAAAGGCGGGCCUACUGUUGUCUUCAGUUUCAGAAUCUUCUUGAUUAUAUCAAUGAGGAAAGGCUAAACAUCAAAAGAACUAAAACAGACUUAAUCAGUAUUGAUCCUCAUACAGCCCAUGGCAGUGAUGUCGAUAGACUCAAGGCAAAGGAAAAAGCCAUGCAGAGAAAACAAGAACGUCAACUGGCCAGACAUUUUGCAAUAGUGUCAAAUGAACAAAGCCCUCCAAUACCUGAAGAAGACCCGAAGCACUCGAAGACGAUUUCUUACCAGCUCUCUAUGAACAUACCGGAGAAGAAGACAGAUGAGGAUAGUGAUGAGAUUCAGAUCAGCAAUGUCUCCAUCAGCUGCUGUGAUUCCAUGAAAACAUGUGGAAAGGUCGUGAGGGAUGAGCUCUUGGAGAAGCACUACAAGCAUGGAAACAAGUUCCUCACCUCCUUUCCAGAUGGGACAACACAGAUAUUUUAUCCAUCUGGAAAUCUAGCCAUUAUCCAAGUGCCCAACAAGACAAAUGGUUUCACUUGUAUUGUCCAAGAAGACACACCCACCAGCCCUGCUAUCCUGGCACUGCUGGACUCCUCUGGGAGAAGCUCCUGCUAUCAUCCCAAUGGAAAUGUCUGGGUGUACAUCAACAUCUUGGGAGGCCAAUACUCAGAUCAAGCUGGCAACAGAAUAAGAACUUGGAACUGGUCAAGUUCCAUGCCUCCCUCAUCCUUUGUCUCGUUUAAACCCGUUUUUCUGGCUUUGAACCAUUACAUUGGAAUUCGCAUCCUAGAACAAGACAAGGUCUCCAUCAAUUUCCUAGCAAUGGGCCAACAGGCAAAAAUCAGUGUUGGAACUAAAGUAACGCUCCAUGCCCCAGAAGAGCUCCCAGCUCUGCGGUUCCUGAGUGAAGACGACCUUCUGCUGUUGGCCAGCUUAAUAAAGAUCCGGCGACUAUUCCAUAGGCUGGAAGGAUGCAAGAAUUUCCCCUCAAGUCAUGCUUGGGAAAAAUUAAAGCAACCUUCCUACCUUUCUUCACUCUCUCUAAAACUACUUUCCCUCUGUCAUAAUUCUGGCAUAAAGAAAAAUAUAAUGGCAACAAUUACAAAGCUAAUAAAGGAAAAAUAUUAAAGCA